AUGCAUUUGGAACUACCUCUCAAGCUUUUGCUUCUUAUUGUCGAAUACUUGGACUCCAAAGAAGACCUGAACUCCUUUACGAGAGUAUCGAAAUACAUUCGCAACAAGACCAACAAUAUCUUGUACAAGAAACACGGUGAAUUAGCACUUCUGUGGGCCGGUGAGAAGGGAAUAGUGGAGACUGCCCAGCUUGCGUUAAGAUAUUACAACUUCGAAGAGGCAGAUGCCAACCGGAAAAAGGAACUGUGCGAAAGAGCUCUUUUGUUGGCUUGUGACGGGGGCCAUAUUGACCUGAUCAAGAUACUGCUCAAGGAAGGGGUUCUCGCCACGUAUAAAAAUUACGAAGGUAUGAGUGGGCUGUCACUAGCUGCUGGAAAAGGACAUAACGACAUUGUGGAAAUGUUGGUCGAGGCAGGAGCGGAGCCAAAUUGUGAGGAUAGAGAAGACAAAUCGCCUCUAAUGUUGGCUGCCAUUGGGGGUCAUCACCAUACAGUUAACAUACUGCUGGACAGUGGAGCAGCUAUUGAUAGCCUUUGCUAUCACGAGUCCGCUACAGCUCUUAUGUUCGCUGCCUAUCAUGGCCAUGAGAAUAUCGUCAAUAUCCUCCUUGAUAGAGGCGCAAAUAUUGAUAAAACCAAUAUUUUUGGAAAUACAGCUUUAUGGCACGCCAUCUGGGGUUGUCAAAAAGGUGUAUUCCAAACUCUCGUCCAAAGAGGAGCAAAUACUUCCCUUCGGGAUACCGCAGGGAAGACGUAUUUGGAAAGGGCUGAAUUCUAUAGGGGAAUUGAUUGGGAGGAGAAAACCAAUGUCCCCUCGGGAUACCGCAGGGAAGACAUAUUUGGAAAGUGA
This is a messenger RNA of Aspergillus oryzae RIB40, 849 nucleotides long. RefSeq names its product ankyrin repeat domain-containing protein. Bases 1 to 849 code for a protein of 282 amino acids. The transcript is spliced from 2 exons. NCBI's taxonomy places the organism in Eukaryota, Fungi, Ascomycota, Eurotiomycetes, Eurotiales, Aspergillaceae. Gene Ontology annotation, molecular function: protein binding. The record is from RefSeq and is a predicted model, not a curated record.